AUGCGAUUUCUAUAUGCGGGGCGCUCAAAACCCCGUCGGCUGUCCGCUAUAUUUCUUCUCUUAUUGGCGAUAGUGUUGUUUGCUCAGGUGUCCCAUGCCCAAAAUAAAGGCGACAGCAAUGCCGCAGCAACCACGGAGGACACGAAGGCUACUGAUCCAGCAACAACCGAUAUUGUGACGACGACUGACCCCAAAAACAAAAGCGAUGCUAAAACCACGGAUGCAGCGACCGCAUCGACAGAUUCCCAGACCAGUGCAACAGACUCGGCGACGGCCACUUCCACAGGCUCGACUGCUGCGAAUGGAUUCCCCGUCAUGACCGUACCACCGACAGCGGAUGCGCCAUACAUGAAGGCAUCGAAUACACCUGAAGGGACGGUCUUCAUAGCUGUAGGCGCAGCCCUCGGUCUGAUCGGGCUGUCGGUGCUGGCCUGGCGUGCACUCGUCGCUUGGUCCGUCAACCGCUCCGUCCGCCGCGCAGCCCUCAUGCACGCCUCGGAGAAGAAGAGUCUCCUCCGUAACAAGCGAAAGAGAUCGUCAAGGCAUUCCCGCGUACCCACAGCGAACAUGUCCCUGGAAAAGCUCCCCCCACACCACCGCGGCAGCUACAACCCGAGAGCGUCCCAGAUCCCAAGCACCGGCAGCGGUCUUUUCUUCUCGCCCACCGCGGGUGCAGGCAUGCAUACAAGUGGAAACAGAGGCUCCAGCUACCUGCCAGCGGGCUACUACGCCGCCGGCAACGUGACCCCAGGCGGUAGUGGGAACGUGCCAUUGACGCCGGGAGAGGCACCGCCCAACUCGCAGGGCUACAUCCGAACGAAAUCCAACCCGAGUCCCCCGGGAUCGCCGGGCCUGUCGCCCGGUGGUCCCCGUGAUACCCAGUACAGCAACCAUGCCAGACAUUCGUAUGUCGGCGGGUCCACCAGCUCUCUGAACCUGACGUCUCCUCCGCAGGGGCGAACCCCCAGUGCCUUCCUCGAGGACCUCUUCGAAAGCCAUGCUCCGCAGUCGUCGGAUAUCAGUCAUAGAUGA
This is a messenger RNA of Aspergillus clavatus NRRL 1, 1032 nucleotides long. RefSeq lists its product as uncharacterized. The record is from RefSeq and is a predicted model, not a curated record. NCBI's taxonomy places the organism in Eukaryota, Fungi, Ascomycota, Eurotiomycetes, Eurotiales, Aspergillaceae. Gene Ontology annotation, cellular component: fungal-type vacuole. The transcript has a single exon. The coding region runs from base 1 to 1032 and encodes 343 amino acids.